AUGUACAAAGAUCGUACGGAAAGUGAACGGGAUCAGACAAAAGAAUCGUCUUUGUUGAUCCACAGCACAUUUCAAUUGACAUAUUUAGCUUGCCUAAACUCAUCGAUCAUCAAUUCGAUUUGUAUGCGACGUUUAAAUAUCUUAUCAUCAAAAUUAAAUUUGAAACUCGAUCAAAAGCUUACGAUUAACCUACAUAAAGAUUGGCAGGGUUGGAUUAUUUUGGCAUAA
This is a messenger RNA of Clunio marinus, 228 nucleotides long. NCBI's taxonomy places the organism in Eukaryota, Metazoa, Arthropoda, Insecta, Diptera, Chironomidae. The record is from the annotation of a GenBank genome assembly.